AUGAAGCUCUUAGCAGCACCUUGUGUCGAUCCAUUCGAAUUCGAUGCCAAGGGAAUCACAAUAGAAUUCAUCGUCGUCAAAGUAUCACAAGAUGGGUCGCCUGUCAAAUCCAGACAAUCAUUCCAGGUAAAACGAGGGGAACUCUUGUUGAAUCCUUUGAGAGAACGCACAUACAGGAACUUGCUUUGGAGCAUAGGCAUCAGGUUACCUUCGACAGCAAGAGCUCAACUUAUUGAAGCCAUAUCUCGCGGUGCUUCUUCAUUGCCCUGUGAAGCUGACCAUAUAUUUGUGUGCGUCGUUGCUCUUGAACCAUGGUAUGAAAUCCACUUCAAUGUCAUGACUGGAAUUCAUGUUGAUGAAGAUAAGGAGAUCUCGUGGGAUUUUGUGGAGAACCCUUUUAAUCAUGUCUUACAAGCUUGCAAACCACCAAUUCCAUGCCUCAAGAAAGUUAAGAUUGAGGACAAUAUGGCUUCGAAUGACGCCUUGUGUUGUCCAAUUUGCUUACAAGAUUUCUCUGUUGGAUCUGAAGCUGCUGCCACUACCUGCUCUCAUGUGUAUCAUUCUCAUUGCAUUGUCAAGUGGUUGUUGAGGAGUGCUUCGUGCCCUAUGUGUCGUUCUAAGUUGCCUACGGGUUGA
Messenger RNA from Populus nigra (black poplar), 636 nucleotides. Its product is annotated as putative RING-H2 finger protein ATL50. The transcript has a single exon. The record is from RefSeq and is a predicted model, not a curated record. NCBI's taxonomy places the organism in Eukaryota, Viridiplantae, Streptophyta, Magnoliopsida, Malpighiales, Salicaceae. Bases 1 to 636 code for a protein of 211 amino acids.